This is a messenger RNA of Stegostoma tigrinum, 9156 nucleotides long. It is a transcript of the gene fbln5, whose product is annotated as fibulin 5. Bases 301 to 1665 code for a protein of 454 amino acids. The transcript has 11 exons. Gene Ontology annotation, molecular function: calcium ion binding. The record is from RefSeq and is a predicted model, not a curated record. Lineage: Eukaryota; Metazoa; Chordata; Chondrichthyes; Orectolobiformes; Stegostomatidae.
CGUACUUUGAGAGUGAAGUGUUCAUUUUUAGCAUUCCUUGUCCAAUUGGCUUAACACUAAAUUAGAAGGGAGUUUGAACAAAACUAGGUGCUGAUCACUUCGGGGCCAGUAUCUCCAAGAUAAAGGGGCAAAGCGCGUGGAAAGGGCCAUCAGUUUUUCGCAAAUUCAAAUCCAGCAGCUGCUUACAUCUCAAAGGAGCUUAUCAGAGAAAAAAGGGAAAUACAAGCAAUUUUGCCGAACAUCAGUCUGGAUUUUUGAUUCUACUUUUGAAAUACAAAAUACUUGAAAGAAGUUAUCAGGAUGUUGACUAUACUGCUACUGAUGGUGCUGCUGAUCAGAGUUGGAUGGGCUCAGGAGAUUGAUUCAGCUGUGUCAUUUACGCAGUGUUCUGAUGGAUACCGUUUGGACCGUUCAACUGGACAAUGCAGAGAUAUUAAUGAGUGCCAAACCAUCCCGGAUGCCUGUAAAGGAGAUAUGAGAUGCAUCAAUCACAAUGGAGGAUACUUGUGCUUGCCAAGGACUGCUGCACUCGUCCUGGCAAAUGGACCAUCUAAUCCCACAUACCCUGCAUCUUCACAAACAGGACGUUCUGAAACUUCAGUCUACCAACCAGCGUCAAUACCCAGGUAUCCUAUUCCACCGAGAUCUCUGGUCUGUCGUUUUGGCUACACCCUGGAUGAGAAUAACAACUGUGUGGAUAUAGACGAAUGUACAUCAGGAACCCACCAAUGUAACCCUUCGCAGAUCUGCAUAAACACUGAGGGAGGCUACAGUUGUUCCUGCACUGAGGGUUAUUGGUUAGUAGAGGGACAGUGUAUGGAUAUUGAUGAAUGUCGACAUGGAUAUUGUCAGCAGCUGUGUGCCAAUAUCGCCGGUUCCUACUCCUGCCAGUGUAAUGCUGGAUUCCUACUGAACCCUGAUGGGAGGUCAUGUCAAGAUGUCGAUGAAUGUGCUGGAGAGAAUCCUUGUAGCCAACACUGCAUCAACACCUAUGGUUCCUUCCUUUGUCGUUGUGAUACUGGAUAUGAGUUAAAUUCAGAUGGAACAGGCUGUGAGGAUAUCAAUGAGUGCAGUUUCUCAGAUUUCCUCUGCCAGCACCGAUGCAUCAAUGAGCCAGGCGAUUACUUCUGUACCUGCCCUGAGGGCUACACUAUGUACAAUGACAACAGGAGUUGCCAAGAUAUUAAUGAGUGUGAGGCUGCAAAUCACACAUGUACAGAAGAACAAAACUGCUACAACAUUCCAGGAGGAUACAAAUGUCUACAGCCAGUGAAAUGUCAAGAUCCUUAUAUACAGUUGAAUGAAAAUCGUUGUAUGUGUCAUGGAGAGAAUCCAGGCUGCGCAGAACAGCCAUUCACCAUUUUGUACAAGUAUAUGGACAUUGUGUCAGGAAGGAACGUGCCCUCAGAUAUUUUCCAAAUGCAGGCCACGACUCGCUACCCAGGUGCUUACUACAUCUUCCAGAUCAAAUCUGGGAAUGAAGGCAGGGAGUUCUACAUGAGGCAAACGGGGCCUGUCAGUGCCACCUUGGUGAUGACCCGCCCAGUCAGCGGACCACGGGAAAUUGUACUGGAUCUGGAAAUGGUCACUGUGAAUACUGUCAUCAACUUCCGAGGGAGCUCAGUGAUCAGGCUGACUAUCUUUGUAUCUGAAUACACAUUUUAAACCCUGAUUUUCCGGGGGUUGCUGGGGUCCAACAUUUGACAGGUUAUUCAGCUACAUUUGUUUUAGUGAGUGAAUGAUUCAUUUAUUCCGUUAAGACAGAAGGAUGCUUUCUAUAAUGCAUUACAACUGUGUAGACUCUUAAUUCUGUCUGCUUUUUUUUCCUGGCAUGGACAGAGAUAUUUGUAUGACAGCCCAUAAACAAAGAUGUAAAGUCUUGAAGCUGCAGUAUAUUCAGUAAGGCAAUGUGAUGUUCUUAGUCCUUGUUUGGAACAGUAUGUUCAGGAAGAGUGACUAUAUGUGAAGAGUUAGGGGGAAACAAAAAGGACAGAUAUUUUCACUUCAUGAAAUGAGUGAUUCUGACAAGGCCACAUUCAUCUUAAAGCUCAGAGAAGGUGAUGGUAAACUUUUUCUUUGUACUGUGGCAAGUCUUACAGUAAAAGUACAAUCCUGAUAUUGUCAGGUGGGAGAUUCGAGGACUUUGACACAACGGCAAUGGUAAUUUAUAGAUGGAUGUUAAUCAUUGCAAACAGUUCGGAGCAGAUUUGUUAGGCCAAUGCCUGAAUGAGUGGAUUGCCUUAUAAGGAAAGACUGGAGACACUAGGUCUGUGUCGUGUGGAGUUCAGAAGAAUCAGAGGUAACUUAUUUGAAACAUAUAAGAUCCUGAGAGGACUUAACUGGGUGGAUGUUGAAAGGAUGUUUCCUCUUGUAAGGGAAACUCGAACUAGGGUUCAUAUUUUAAAAAUAAGGGGUCAUCCAUUUUAGACAUGACGAAACAUUCCUUUCACUCACUUGGUUCCUCAAAUGAUGCAGAGUCUUUAAAUAUUUUUAAGGCAGAGUUAGACAGAUCCUUGAUGACCAAGGGGAUGAAACAUUAUUACACAGGAAUGUAGAGUCAAGGUCAGACCGGCCCCGAUCUUAUUGAAUGGUGGAGCCGGCUCAAAGGGGUGAGUGGCCUACUUUUGUUCCUUGUUUGUAUUUGUCCAGGACUGUAUGAUUUGAAGGAGGACUUAAAGUGAUAAUAAUCCCAUCGGAUAGGUAUUCAUUUCCCUUUGAGUAGGAGUGGACAUAUUUCCUCGUAAGGAUGAAUUCAGGGCUCUGGACUGAGAAGAAGAGAAGAAUAAUUACCAAUAACUGUGAAAGUGUACUCCUUGAAUUGUCAACCCUCUCAACAUUCCAUCACCAUGCUUGGUCCUGUAGCAUAGCCUACAAAAUGCCAACUUUAUUUCCAGCUGGAGGCUGUUUUGUCAAAUCCUAUGCUUUCAUUACACAUUUAAACAAUUGUGCUUCCUAAAACAGUACGUUGCAAUGGUUUAUACAUUCUUAGAGUCAUAGCCACAGAGUGAUAUACCAUGCAAACAGAUCCUUCGGUCCAAACAGCCCAUGCCGAACAUAAUCCCAAACUAAAUUUGCCCCACCUGCCUACCCCUGGCUCGUAUCCCUCCAAACCUUUCCUAUUCAUUUACUUAACCAAAUGUCUUUUAAAUGUAUUUGUACCCGCAUCCAUCACUUCCUCAGGAAGCUCAUUCCACACCCAAACCACCCUCUGUGUAAAAGAUUUGCCCCUCAUGCCUUUUCUAAAUGAUUCUUUCUCGCAUUAAAAAUGUGCACCCUGGUCUUGAAAGCCCCAUCCUAGGGAAAAGACAACUAUCAUUAACUUUAUCUCUACUCCUCAUUGUUUUACAAACUUUGAUAACCUCCUACAUUCCACUGAGAAAAGGCCCUUUGGGACACAUUAAUGUCAUUUUCUUCUUAACAAAAAACCUCUUCGUAACAAAAAUAUUAUGAAUUCUUAAAUGGCUUAUCAGCCUUUGCAAAAAUAGCCAUUGAGGCAAAUGAGAUGAUUUUAAAAAUUUAUUCAGUAAGUUCUUCAGAUCUUGGAAUAGACUAACUAAAAGAGUGAUGGAAGCAGAUUCAAUAAUGUAUCAAGGGCAUUAAAUAGAUACUGAAAAGAAACCCCUGACAGAUGAUGGGCAAAAAGCAUUGGUGUGUAUUUAGCUAGAUAGCUUUCAAAGAAUCAGAACAAAAGGUCCUUCUUCUGUGUUGCAAUAUUUGAACACUGGAAGAGAAAUCUUGAAAAUCAGUGUCCGCUAAUAGAGUUAUUGGAUAUUAUUAAAGAUGUGUGUGUUAGCUGUACAGCUAAUAACACCAAAGUAUGAUAGUUCUAUUUAAUAGGUGUUGAAUGGAAAUGUGUCAGGUAUGUUACUACACCAGGGAACCAGGGUUUUUCAAUUAUAAUGUAUCCACUUGUUUCAUAAAAUUUCACAUCAACACCUAUUGUCUUCAAGCAAGUAGGAUUAUUUUCUUUGAAACAAAAAGUAUUCAUUUUAGUAAUGCAGAUUAAGUACCACCCUUCAUCAGGAUUUCUAUUUAUCUGUCUGGCAACCAACUCCUUGAACACCUGAGAAGUGACUCACAGAAAACUUACAGGCAAAUAGCUAUCUGCUUGUGUAUUGUUCUAGGGGCAUUGAGAGUGAUCUAAUUUCUGAAGUAAUUAAAAGAGAAGUAUAGUCUUUGGACAAUGUAUGUCUAAGAUUAAAUAAAUCAGUUCCUCCCUGGAGAUAUUGAUUUAGCUCAGCGAACUCAUAAAAUUGUGUGUGUGUAUAUAUAUAUAUAUAUAUAUAUAUAUAUAUAUAAAACUAUAUAUAUAGUUAAUAAAAGGGCACUUGGGAUUGAUGAAGCUUGUACCCUUUAACACUGAUUUAACUGCUUAUCUGUUGCUUUAAGGACCAUUCUAGAGUUGUGGGUCCUGAGGCGAUAAAGAUUCUGAUGAAAAGGAUCCACACACUCUGCAAUAGGUGGUGUUUGAAGUGGUAUGUGGGUGUGACCCUCAGUUUUCACGCACUCGUACGACUGUUUAUGCAUGGCUCCAUCACCCAGGCCUGUAGGGGAUGCUCCUUUGCAGGAGCUUCUUCUUAAAAUUUGGGUAGUCUUGGCCAGAGGUUCUUACAAGUUGGCGUAUAUGUUGUAUUUUCUCAGGGAGGCUUUGAGGACAUCCUUGAUGGUCUUCCUCUGGCUUCUGGUAACUGUGGUGAAGCUUAGAGGCGAGACCUUGUUUUGGCAAGCAGACAAUGUACAGGUGUAUGGGCAAUGUAGCAGCUGAUAGAACCAUGGCCUGAGAGAGAAGCAUUUAUCCCUACUAUUGAAUUAUCUGGUGCUAUUUCUCUCAGGAUUUGAGGAAUCUGCCAUACCCUUUCGUGUCUCGGAUGCAUAAAGAUGGGCAGGUAACACUGAUGCCCUGCAGAUCAUGAUCCUGGUGUUGGGACUGAGGCCUCUGUUCAAUGCUGUAUUCUUCAGGUGGCCAGAGUUAGUGUUGGUUUAUUGAAGGUGAUGUUGACUUUCAUCAUUGAUAUCUGCCCUUCCUCAGAGGAGAUAAUCUAGGUAUGAGAAUUGAUCCAUUUUGUUCAAUGAACAUAGAAGAUAAGAAACUGGAGCAGGAGUAGGCUAUCUGGCCUGUUGAGCCUGCUCAAUAAGAUCAUGGCUAAUCUUUUUGUGGACUCAGCUCCACUUACUGGCCCGCUCACCAUAACACUUAAUUUCUUUACUGUUCAAAAAUCUAUCUGGCUUUGCCUUAAAAACAUUCAACAAGGUAGCCUCAAAUGCUUCACUGAGCAGGGAAUUCCACAGAUUCAGAAUCCAUUGGAUGAAGAUUGGCUUGCCAUGGAUUUUGAUAGUUUGGGGUGGGGGGCAGCAGUGUUAUGCAAUGGGGUAGACUGGUAGAGGACAACUUUUGUUUCCUAGAUGUUUGUCCGAAAGAACAUUCUCCUGUACACCUCUGAUGAUGCUUGUUUAACAGUUUCCCACUUGUUCUGUAGAUUUGCUGCACUUCAGUGGGGAGCUUCAAGGAGAUAGGUGGAGUAUUUGUGCGAAGGAAGAUGGAAAUAGUGUUGGUGUGACAACACAGCCUUGCUUGACUCUAGUUUGCACUCAUAUUAGGUCCAUGGUGGAUCUGUUUCGUGGGGGUCACCACGUUGACAUCACUGUGCAUUAGGUGGAGGAUGCUGGUGAACUUCUGUGGGCAGUCAAAUGUAAGGCGGAUGCUUUGUAAUUCCUUUUCGUUGUUGCCCCUGGUUGAAGUGAAUUGCAUCAAUUCUCUGGGUCUUCCAGAUUGCUUUGUGGAGUCUGUGCAUGGCAAGCCUGCCUGGGUCAGCAUCUUGUGUCUGGUGUUUUGUCUUACGGCCUGAUUGUCAAAUCCUCCAAAGGCCUCUUGGCAUGAUGCCAGUAUGGUCGAAAGUCUCAUAUACAUAGAACAAAGUGGACAGGGUUAUUGCUCUAGAGACUUUCAGUUUAGACAGACAUACUCAUUUUUCACUUCUGCAUUAUUAGCUGAGGGCUACAUUUGCUUUGGCAAUUCUGGUUCGUUGUCAAUGGAUUAAGAGAGUGUGUCAUGGCGAUAAGUGAACUUAUCCACUGCUGACAGGCUCUAGUCAUAGACCAAGGCGUUGCUUUCCUGGUGCAGAACAUUGCUUCGAUUUUCUUUGCACUGAUCAUGAAGCCAACGUUGUUGCAUAUAUUGGAAAACAUGUCAGUGCAACAUUGCAUGGCCACCUCUGAACCAGAAUCUCGUCCAUAGUCAUUGACAAACAGGAAAUCAAUUAUGUCCUUUGUCUUCCCCUGGAAUCACCUCAGACAGAGCCACCUCACAUCCGCACGAUAUCUAAUUUUGAUUUCAGGGUCACAAUCAUGGGAAGCAUUGAAGAACAUGGCAAAGGAAAAUAAACCAGAGAGGCCUGAUUCUAGUGUGUGCCAGAAACUCAUUAUCAAGCAGCCCAUUCAUGGUCACAUCAUCAUGAAACUGCCAAAUUACUGCGAUAAAUUUCUCAGGACAGUCAAAUUUUUUCAUGUGCAGCUAAAAAGGUGAAGAUGGAUAUUUGGUCGCAUUAUAUUGUCCAUCAAUAGAUGAUCUGCCAUCCCUCUUACUUUCUUGAUUAAUGACAGGAAUUAUGCCCUCACUAUGCUAGCAGAGUCUGUGCAACACACACUGAUCAUACUCGUGUACAGAAGUUUGAAGAAGCACUUCACAGUAUCAGUUAAUUAUACCAGCAUGAACGUGAGGCUUCACUCCAAAGUCUAAAGCAAUAUUUUGGGUGUGUUUUUUGAAUAGCAUUAUCUACUUUACAUGUGUACUCUUAUCCAAUACUUAAACUCUGUUACAACCCACAACUCUGGCAUCCUCGCACAAUCAGCCUUGUCGGUAAUCUCUGGAUCACCUCCAGCACUUGGCCAACCAGUAUUGGACAUUCUGACCAGAGAAGUAUAAAGGUCAUUGUUACCUUAUUUAACUUAUGAUUUACCAGCUGGGCUAUUUAUUUCAACAAUUUAUUAGUCUUGUGCAUUCCUACUCUGAAUAAGCUUGAUGUGUUAAUGAUAACUCCUCAGUCUCAUUCAGCUUCGUUCUUGGAUAUUUAAACACUAAGUAUUGACUUCUAAUCUCCUUUACACUUAUGUGGAUCUGUUUUCAUCUGUUGUUGUCCAAUCCACUUCCAUAUAUGUCCAACUUUGCACAAUUGCUUAAAUUAUCCUGUGACUUCUCAAUUGCCUCCUCCGAUUCAACUUCCUCUCUUAGUUUGGAGCCAUCUAUUAAUUUAAUUACUUUGCAUUUCUGAAUCCACUUACAUUAUUUGGAAACAGUGGUUGAAAAGUGGAGGCUUAAGUUUCUCCAUUCAGCACUGAGGCUUAACAUGCGUCAUGGGUACUCAUUGAAAUGAAUCCUUCAACCAAUUGAAAUGAAUCCUUCAACCAAUUGCUGAUCCAUUCCCAUGGCUUUCAAUUUAGCAGCUGGUCUACCUGUCGAUCUUUCAGAUAAGACUUUUUGGAAAGUUGGGGGUCAAUGUUUCAUAGAAUUUACCACGAUUCUGGUGGGUUGUCACUUCAAGAAAGAAACAAAAUAAAAGAAAAACUUGUAUUCAUUUAGCAUCUCAGGAUUCCCAAUGCAUCAAUGAAGCAUUUUUGAAGUGUAUGGUCAUUGUCAUAAUGUAUGAAAUGUUAGCAAACAAUGUAGCAAACAAUUUGUGCGCAGUAAACCUCCUCAGGGAGCAGUAAAAUGAAUAGCCAGGUAAUGGUGUUGAUUAGGGGAUAAAUAUUUGCUGAGUCACCAAGGAGUACUCUCUGCUGUUCUUUGAAUAGUGUCCUCUGUUCUUUUACAUCUAUAUGGAACCUUGGUUUAGAACAACAUUUGAAAAAUGCUUAACCAAUGGUGCAACAUUUUUUAUUAUAGAAUAUUAAAAAUGAUAAAGAAUGGAAAUAUGAAAUGAUGACGUUUUAAGAUUUUUUUUUCUUUUUCCUAAAUUAAUCUGUCAAUGUUGUCAUUUUUCUGAUAUUCUUAAAUUUGAAGAGAAUCUCUAUAAUGACUUCUGUUAUACUACAACUUUACUAUAUAGGCUAUAUUUAGCUCCUAAAUCAAACAGAAACAGAUAAUAAUUCGUUUGAUUUUGUGUCUAAGGCUCCCAAGAUGAUUCAAAAGAACUUUACUGUAUAUCAAACCUGAUUAAACAAGAUUAUAAAUAAUCUAAUCCUUUGAAACAAAAACAGGAAUUCAUGCAAAACAGGAAAAUAAAAGAAACCCAAGGCUACAGUUGUAAAAGUUCAUGUACAUAACACUAACUUUCAAUGACCUUUUGGCAACUCGAACUUUUUUGAAAAUGUUUCAAUAUUUAUUGGGGGUAGUCCUCAAUUUGUGCAGAAUUUGGAAGCCAGCAACAGCAUUCUUGUAGAGCAAACAGCCAGGAUGAAAAAGUAACACUUUUAGGUAAGGUAUCUCUUGGUUUGAACUUUCAUGAUAUCCUUGAGUUCCUCACCUCUCGAAGAUGCCAAUUAAUGUCACUGAGUCAAAGUGGGAUUACAAAUUUUCAUUGAUGAACAACACAAAUCACAUUUUCAAAACUGACAAAAAUGAAUAAGGGUGAGGCAGGUAUAGUGGAAUAAAUGAUAAAAGGGUGAAUUCAGUGUUGGAAAAGCAGCAAAUGCAAAUCUUCUGUCUACUUUUGGAUAUUUAACUGUUUAUGAAUAAUAUUGUCGAAGACCAAAUAUGUUUUUCUAUUGAAUAAUGUACAUUUUACACAGUAAGUAUUUUAUAAACAAAUAGAUAAUGUUUUUGUUCUCCUAAAUUUAAAGAAAUUGUACUUGUAACCUUAAAGAGACAGGAAUGAUUUCUUGGAUUGCCAUGUCUAGAGUAAUGUAAUAUUACCAGUUAAUCUCCAAAAAUGGAGGCUUGAGAUUACAUCACAGUUAUAAAAUUUAGCCAAUAAUUAUGGCCUAUCUGUCCCUUUAAUACCCAGCCCAGGCAUUUCCUCUGAGGAGGUGAUCGAAACAGUUUCAAACCUACUUAUUGCUAUUAGUCAUCUCUCUAGAUUAUUAUUUGCUUGGCUUCUCUCAAUACCCUUAUCAAGUCCAAAGAAACAGAUAUAUUUUCUCCCCCGUGUUUUUUUAGAAAGAUUACAAAAUCUUACUGUUAUUUUAAGUGAGAUAACAAGGUGUAGAGCUGGAUGAACACAG